GCUUUAAAAAGGUGACAGGGAAUGGAGCUCACACAGCAGAGUAGACAGGCUGACAGCAGCUCAGAGACUUCAAAACACUGCUACACUGAGAAGGAAACACACACACUUCAGGAUGUCUGCUCCUCGUCUGGCUCUGUCUGUGCUUGUGCUGCUGGUGGCGGCCAUCGCUCUGAGUGAAGGUAAGACUAAGCUCCACCAUUACACACUCAGUCAGUGUGUGACCAUGACUCUGUUCCAGUGGAUGUGGAGAAGUAAAGCCUCUGUUUUUAAGAGUGAGAUAAAGUCAGUAGAGGUCUACAAAAAGACUGUCCUCAGUCAUAUGUUCUUAAACAGUUUUCCACUAUUAUUAGUCUUAUUUAUUUUCUUUAAAAAGUUUAAAAUGUACUUGAAAAUCUAUGUAAUAUAAUUUGCGUAUAAUAAUGAUAAUUAUUCAAUUUUAUUUGUGUUAUUUUAUUAAAAUUUACUGUAUUCUAAAUUUUAUUCAUUUUCAGUUUAUUAGUGUCAAAUUAAUUUUGUUUUCAUUUUUUAUUAAUCUACUCACUAAAUGUAUUUUUGUCUAAUUUCCAGUCAUUAUUUUUAAUUUAUUUUUAUCUACCUUAUCUUAAUUGGUUUAUUUGUUUGCUUUCAUUAAAUAGUUCUACAUUUUUAUUAUUUUAUUCCUGUUAUACUUUGGCCGGAAACAGCUUGACAACAAAUUCAAACCUUAAAUACAAAAAAAAAAAUUGCAAGGUUUAAGGACUUACUUGCUCGUUAAAUGAAAAAAUCCAUGCGUGAAUGGGAUGAAUGACAUCGGUAGAAAGUUGCUUUAAGCGGUCAGAAAUACACACCACUCUCUAUUCUGUCAUGGAACAACUGAACUGCAGGAAAAAGUUUAAAAAGAAGAAGUGUAGCUGCGAUGUAUGUCAUGCAGGCUGACAAGCGAUUAAAAGGGGAACAAUCAGAUGUCUAUGAGCCUGAGAGUUUGUUGUGGAUGAUCAUUUGACUUGUGUGCUGGCAGGUACACGUGGUGGUGGACCAAGGAGAUGCUGCUUUGACUUCAUCGAGACCCCGGUUGCUAGAGCCAGAGUCGUGGGCUACAUGAAGACUAGCCAGCGCUGCUCCAACCCCGCCAUCUUGUGAGUAAACAAAUCUGAACCGUAACAUUACCAACAUUAGUGUCUCUGCUCUGAACACACUGAACCUGACUUUAUCUCUUUGUGUGUGUGUGCUUAGGCUGAACAGGGUCAAGGGUCACCCACUGUGUGUCAGACCUUCAGCUCCUUGGGUGCAAAAGCUCAUCAGCAAGCUGGACAAAGUAGCCCCAGGACAGACAUCCCAUCUGUAACUGUGGCAACGCUGAAUUGAGAACUCCGGAGGAUACAAUCUGGCCGAUCACUGUGUCAUGUUGGUGCAACACUUUAAACUUUUGAAAGUCUGCUUUAUUUGACCACAAGUAUGUUACAGUCUUUUAACUUAUGCGUGCAGUAGGGGAAACCCUCUGCUCAGUGGCAGCUCUUUUUCUUUAACCAUGCAAAAAGAUUAAAUAUAUGCAAAAAAAAAAAAAAGAUGUUUAUAUAAUGGUUACUUACAAAAAAUGAGUCAGAGUCCAUCAGUUGAUCAGUGUUUAUUUAUACUUCGAUUCUAUAAAACUGUUCCAAAUCAAACAUUUACAAUGUCUCAAAGGUCAAAGUGAAUUUAUGUCAAUAAGCUGCUGGAAUUUGUUGUGGGGCAGAAUAACAAAAUAAAAUUCAGGGUUUCCAUUUGAUAUAUAUUUUUUGUUUUAUUUUGUUUAAAUCUUUUUAAUACUUUAUUAUGAGUAACAGCAGGUUUAUUUUCUUAGUAACACACUGAAUGUCCGACCGCCAACACUGUGAAGCGUUGUUGCACUGUGAGCCAAGCUGACAGUGUCUCCCAACUCCACUUACUGUCAUCAGUAGAGGAUAAGCUUUAUUUCUACACUGAGAGCUCUUUGCUUUGUUUUAACUAUUCACUGUUUUGCAUCCAAGAGUUAUUUUUCAACUCAGUUCCUACUAUGGAUAUAAUAUUUAAAAUCAAUUACAAAAUAUUUCUGUAAACUCAUUUGAUUCCUCUGAAUAAAGGCAAGAAUACAUAUCAAA
Molecule: messenger RNA, 2096 nt
Organism: Xyrichtys novacula (pearly razorfish)
Lineage: Eukaryota; Metazoa; Chordata; Actinopteri; Labriformes; Labridae
Source: the annotation of a GenBank genome assembly